UGUUGCAAUAUCUGUUGCAUUGCAAAAUCAAAAUGUGGUUGCAGUGACGGAAAUCAUGUUUUAUUAGCCUUUUAAUCACAUUGGAAUACUUGAAUAAUCAACUCCAGCAUGUUUCACUUGAGCUUAAAUACGAUGAUAUAGUUAAUACUAGUUGAUAGGCUUAUAGCCUACUCAAAUAGGAGAGCAUCAAGACUGCGGAUAAGACAUAUCGGCCUUGGUUUAAGCUCGGAUGGGCAUUGAAUGCAAACUAUAGUUGAAUGUGUAACGUCUAAUAGGCAAUCAUAUCAUAUUCCACAUGGGUAGUCAGGGUUUUGGGUACUCAUCUCGUGGUUCUGGUUGCAACCGGUCUAUUGGUGUUUCCGCUACACCAGAAAAACCCAGGUUCAGGCCAAAUGCUCUCUGUGUUGUACCAUGCACAGUUUCCCAACUCCACUCUGCCACUGAAAUCCAAAGUGGUUUUUCAAUGGGAGAGAUUGAGAUUAACAUGGUGUCUCUAGUGGGGAUUGUGCGGAGAGUUUCGUCCUCCAUGUCAUCCAUGCUGUAUUUGUUGGAUGACAUGACAGGGGCACCCAUAGGUGCACGGUUUUGGCUUGACGGUGAGGAAGAUGGUGUGGAGAAUUCUGCAAUCCCCCCUGGCACUUACGUCAAAAUCAUCGGCAGGCUCCGUUCCUUUGAGAACCAUAGGUCAGUGGUUGGUCUUCACAUCCGUAGACUGCAGGACCUGAAUGAGAUCACCUCCCAUAUCCUAGAGGUCACGCAGGCCCAUAUGGCUUACGGAAACCCUCCACUGCAUAAGACAAACAAUACAUCGAUAAGUUAUAUUGGAACAGAACAGCACCAAAGUGUUAAAAAUGUGGAAGGGUUCAGCCCUGCCCAGAACGAGGUCUUCAAGUUGAUAAAGAGCUAUCCAGACCCGUCAGGAAUAAGUCUCAAGAUUCUAAGCAACUGUGUUACGCCACAGUAUUUGUUCAAUAUCAAGAACUGUUUGCAGUUUCUCACAAAUGAAGGUCACAUCUACACCACUGUUGAUGACGAUCACUUUAAGGCAGUUGACUGAUGUGCUGUCCCCAUUCUUAUGGAAAUAACCAUGACCUGGCCAAAGACAGGCCAAGGCCAAAGUAGGCCUAGUGUGUUGUGUUUAACAUGAGGCCAGGUGGAAGGCCCUUUCAUCAUGUAAAAGUACAUGAUUUGAUUCAGAAAGGCUUGUGAAGUCAAGGACUUGAUUUGUGCUACAUGUUCCUCAGGGGAAUAGAAUAUAAUUUAUAUUUUCAACAUGUUAAAUGUUUCAACAUGUUUGGUUUCAAAAGGGGAUAGGCCUAAUGGGUAUUUAAUUUUUGUAUUCUUUGGGUCUUUGAUAGA
Molecule: messenger RNA, 1359 nt
Organism: Alosa sapidissima (American shad)
Lineage: Eukaryota; Metazoa; Chordata; Actinopteri; Clupeiformes; Clupeidae
Product: replication protein A 32 kDa subunit-like
Exons: 10
Coding region: 296-1057 (253 amino acids)
Biological process (GO): nucleotide-excision repair; double-strand break repair via homologous recombination; DNA replication
Cellular component (GO): nucleus; DNA replication factor A complex; chromosome, telomeric region
Molecular function (GO): DNA binding
Source: RefSeq, a predicted model, not a curated record